Molecule: messenger RNA, 1330 nt
Organism: Taeniopygia guttata (zebra finch)
Lineage: Eukaryota; Metazoa; Chordata; Aves; Passeriformes; Estrildidae
Source: RefSeq, a predicted model, not a curated record
AUGCGGCGGGACCGGCGCUCGGAGCGCUGUGGGGCCGGGAACGGGACCCGGGCCGGGGAAUACGGGUCCGGGUCCUGCCGGUGUCUGCUGGGGGUCCCGGGGCGAGUGGGCGGUGGGUCCUGGAGCCGCAAGACCGGGGCGGGAUUGGGGCAGGGAUCGGGACAGGAAUCGCCGCGGGGAGGCGGAGCCGCUCCGGGACGGGCGCGGACCGAGCCCGGCGCUGCCGCUCCCGCUCGGACCGCGGCCGGUGCGGGGCUGCGCUCCCGCCGGGGCUCCGGGCAGGUCCCGCCGCGGCCGCGGGGAGCCGGGGCUGUGCCGGGGCCGGGCCCGGCAGGAGGCGGCGCUUUCCCGGAGCAGGCGCUGGAUCGCGGCUGGAAGCGGGCGGGGCGCGGGGACCGCCUGGGCCGGCCCCGGGACCCCUCAGGGGCGCCGCUCCCUCAGCGCCCCCCGGGAGGGGCGCCCUCUGGCGGACACGGAGCGGCGCUGCGAGUGCGGCGGCCCCCGGUGCGCGCUCCCGCCGGGCGGCGGCCCCCGGUGCGCGCUCCCGCCGGGCGGCGGCCCCCGGUGCGCGCUCCCGCCGGGCGGCGGCCCCCGGUGCGCGCUCCCGCCGGGCGGCGGCCCCCGGUGCGCGCUCCCGCCGGGCGGCGGCCCCCGGUGCGCGCUCCCGCCCGCGGGACGAGCGCGGCUGCAUCGCCGCGGGCCGGAGGAGCCGCUCCGGGCCGUGCCCGGCGCUGCCGCUCCUGCUCCGACUGUGCCCGGGGCGGGACGGGCCCCGCCGGGGCUCGGUUCUGCUCGGGCCGCUCAUCCGACAUCUGCCAGAGCACAGGGUAUCCUGCGUUAGAAAGAGCCACGAGGAGCAUCAAGUCUCAUGAUGGGAGAGAUGAGCAAGCCAAGUCCUGAGGGUUCCCUUGGUCCAUGGCCAAAGUUCUUCGGGAGAGUGCCGGGGCUGGUCCCGCCUGCAGAGGGGCGUUUCCUGCAGGUGAGUGUUCACAGCCCAAAACCUCAGUGGGACUGAGGCCGGGGCUGCUUCUCAGGCCCAGAGCUGCACGGAGCCCUCGGGGACUCCUGCUCCCUGCCAGGAACGUUCCUCGGUGUUCCCGGUGUGUCCCAGCGGGGCGGGAACGCGGGGCGGGAGGAGGCCGAGCCCCAGGAGGGGAAGCAGCCCCUCUUGUCCUUGGCACCUGCAGGGCAGGAGCUGUGCCUCAGUGUCCUGCCCGUGGCAGGCAGCGUGCCAAACGCAUCCCGGGGAUGGGCGCUGGGGUGCCCGGGCAAGGGGGUAGAAUCCACUGAAUUCCAGGAACUCUGUCAGGUGCCCCCAGGGACAUUGGUA